AUGGCUGUUAGUGUCACACCUAUUCGGGACACUAAAUGGCUGACACUGGAAGUAUGUAGAGAGUUCCAAAGGGGUACUUGCUCCAGGCCAGACACGGAAUGUAAAUUUGCACAUCCAUCGAAAAGCUGCCAAGUUGAAAACGGACGCGUAAUCGCCUGCUUUGAUUCAUUGAAAGGUCGUUGCUCCAGGGAGAAUUGCAAAUAUCUUCAUCCACCCCCACACUUAAAAACACAAUUAGAAAUAAAUGGACGCAAUAACUUGAUUCAGCAGAAGAAUAUGGCCAUGUUGGCCCAGCAAAUGCAACUAGCCAAUGCCAUGAUGCCGGGUGCCCCGUUACAACCUGUGCCAAUGUUUUCAGUUGCACCAAGCUUAGCCACCAAUGCAUCAGCAGCCUUCAAUCCCUACCUGGGACCUGUCUCCCCCAGCCUGGUUCCAGCAGAAAUCUUGCCGACCGCACCAAUGUUGGUUACAGGGAAUCCUGGGGUACCAGUACCUGCAGCUGCUGCAGCUGCAGCACAGAAAUUAAUGCGCACGGACAGACUGGAGGUGUGUCGAGAGUACCAGCGUGGCAAUUGCAACAGAGGAGAGAAUGAUUGUCGGUUUGCGCAUCCGGCGGACAGCACAAUGAUUGACACCAAUGACAACACGGUGACCGUGUGUAUGGAUUACAUCAAAGGGCGUUGCUCUCGGGAAAAGUGCAAAUACUUUCACCCUCCUGCACACCUGCAAGCCAAGAUUAAGGCUGCCCAAUACCAGGUCAACCAGGCUGCAGCGGCACAGGCUGCAGCCACCGCAGCUGCCAUGACUCAGUCGGCUGUCAAAUCACUGAAGCGACCCCUCGAGGCAACCUUUGACCUGGGAAUUCCUCAAGCUGUACUUCCCCCAUUACCAAAGAGGCCUGCCCUUGAAAAAACCAACGGUGCCACUGCAGUCUUUAACACUGGGAUUUUCCAAUACCAACAGGCGCUAGCCAACAUGCAGCUUCAGCAGCAUACAGCAUUCCUCCCACCAGGCUCAAUAUUGUGCAUGACGCCCGCUACAAGUGUUGUUCCCAUGGUGCACGGUGCUACGCCAGCCACUGUGUCCGCCGCAACAACAUCCGCCACAAGUGUUCCCUUCGCUGCAACAGGCACAGCCAACCAGAUACCCAUAAUCUCGGCCGAACAUCUGACUAGCCACAAGUAUGUUACCCAGAUGUAGAGCUUUCAUCACUAAGCAAUCAUACUAAAGAGGAAAGGACAGUGUGCUUGGUUAGCGUCAAGGACAAGGUCAUUAGCCAUAUUGUAUAUACCGUCAAGCAACUCACAAAACCCCUCGGCCACAAGACAUCCACAUCCUGCAUGUUAACCAGAAGAAGAGACAACAUGGAAAUCCACCGCACACUGUUGCCUAUACUCUUUGUACAUUUAAUUGAUAUUUGUGCUGAGGUGAUACUCCUGUCUAAAAGAACAUCGUCUUUCUUUUCUAGCACAGAGUUAUGCAUUAAAAUAUGCAUAAAUAAUUCAUUUCCUACAUAGUCAUGCCAUCUUGAAAAGACAGACGAUGGUGUAACCAUGAUUCUAUUAUGUAUUGGUACGUCUGCAGACCAAGAUAUAAUUUUUUAAAAAUAAGUUUAUUUCUUUCAAGGUUUACAAAUAACAAAGGUGCACCUUGUAUUUAAAAAUUGCCAUUAUAGAGGAGAGAGUGCAUGCACAGUCAUUUUUGUUUAAGAGUAAUAUUUUUAAUGUAAUAGAUUGUAAGACAUGGUGAGGGAGGGAUCUGACAGAGAUGAAUGUGCCAAGCAAAACCACAACUGUGUAUCUUUUAAAGCACAUCAUGGCUUUAAGUACCGUGUUGUUAAGGAUUCUCAAAAAGUGCCAUAGACUGUACAUCAAAUUAGAGUAUUAUUUCUUCAGUGUUAUUCUUUUCAGAGCCACAUUUUGUUGCUUUCUUGCUAGUACUAAUCAGUCAAAGGGCACCAUUUAUUUUCUUUUGAAACCAAAGCUGUCUCAGAAAUGGCCAACUUAACUUUACAGUAACAGUAGACAGCACAACACAAACUCCAUACAGAUAAACUCACACAUACUGGAGAUAUAUAUAUAAUAGAUAUAUAAAUAUAUAAAAUUAUUUUAAUGCAUUGUAGUGUAAUAUUUAUGCAUACUAUACUGUAUAACAUGUAAUUCAAAAGGGAUAGGCCAUUUCUGAGACACGAGAACAAAAUUAUUUGAGGAAAUUAUUUUGCUUCUAUUUAUAGCCUCUGUCAAAAGUCAAAAAAGACUAUAAAUGCUUUGCAGAAAUGGUUUCACGUUUGCUUAACUGUUUCAUCACAGUCACAUUCAAAAUAGUGACUCUAAACAAAGAAGAAAGCAGCACUGUCUUCAGAUGCAUGAUAAACCAAAAUACGAAAUGAGAAAUGUUUAAUUAACCUAGUAAUUGGGUGGGAUAAGUACAUGGGUGAAUUUUAUAUGUGAUUUCUUUUUUGUUUUGUUUUGUUUUGUUCAGAUUAACUGCUUAUAGCCUUAGAAAGCCUUUUAAAAAUUAAAACAAAUAGAUGUGCACUCAGUUUUUAAAAAUGGAUUCAUCCAAAGGAAUUCCUUUUUUGUGGUUUGGAUGUUACAGGUAGUAAAGGAUAUUUUUGCUGUGUUCAGCAGUUCUAACAAUUGCUGAAGUAGGGGCCAGGUCACUGGUAGUCAAAGUGUGGAAUGGGAGAAGUGAAAGUUCAGUUAAUAGAACUUUCCAUACUUCCAAGUUUACUGCAAGUUUUUAUGCUUGAGAGAGAUGCUUUUUAAUAUAAGACUGAUGUGUUGAUUUUACUGAUUGUACUGUACAUCUAUUAAAGCCUUAGAUUAUUACAUUACGGGUUGGAACCCAUACCAAUGUAAUUUCAAUCGUGUUAAGAGAGUAAUGGUGACUUCACAUGUUAUUGUAGUUAGUUACAUUAUAGACUAUGACUUAUUUUUCUUGUUAAAAUGUAGUUUUUCAUUUCCUACAUUUAUUAGAUUUUCAUUUUCUAUUAACAAUUGAAUACCAUUUCAGUUUAUAGACUCUUGUUUUAUUAGAUUUUACUGAUGAAUUUUUCAAAAGACAAAAAAAAAAUUUAAAGUAGUUUUUCCUUCAUAACAUAACUCAGUUUUGAAUUACAUGUAGUGUCAUAUGAAUAUUCGUAUUAUUGUUAACUAAAUGAUUUAUAUUUUACUGAUUUAAUAUUAUAGUGUAAGAAUGUCAGUCAUUGUUAGUUCUUGUCUAGUUUUCAUUAAAAGAACAAAGAUCUUUUAUAUGGAUAUCUUAUAAAUAUAUAAUCAUUGUUAAGUAAAAAGUUAAGUUGUUGCUAUUGCAACAAUCCUGGCAGACAAUUGAGUAAUAUUUUGAUGAUUUAUUUUGUUUGUAAUUAGUUAUUAUAAGAAGAUCUAGAUCCUAGAUAUUAGAAUAAAAUUUAUUUUCUACUGUAUCCAUUUCAAAUGUUAAAGUAUUGUUUAAUAUUUUUGAAAUCCCUGAUUAUCAGGCCUUGUUAUAAAUAAGCUGCAUAAUCAAUAACUAGAACAAGGGACUUUUUGUUGAUAAUCCAAAUACUCAAAGUUUACGAAACGAGAAUUAUCGUGUGUGUGCAAACUCUUGAGGGUGUUUAUGCUGCAAUUUAGCAUGUUGGAACGUCUAGAGAGAAGGUUGACUUUUUGCACUUCUGUAUAUAGUCAAAAGAGAGAAACCUGUAUAAUAGUAAGAUCUUAUUUUGAAUAAAAACCUCUAUAAUUACAAGGAGUUUUGUUAAGGCUAAAAAAAUGACAGACUGAGCAAAAUUGCUUGCAAAAGUGACACAGAGUUAGCACUCCAUACCCCUUCAGACAUGUCGCUUUGCUUUUUGUGGAAAGCUUGUAGUUUGCCAGGAUUUUUUCAGCUGGAAAGAUAUACCAUCCUUCCAAGAUCUCAUGACUGACAAAAAAAAAAAAAACAAACAACUCCAUUGGGCCAAAUCUGCCUGAAGAUCAUUACCAAAAAUAGCAGGUACUUCAACCAUUAAGGUGAAAUCAUGGAUCAAAUAUUCCUUACAUUUUUUCCAGACUACUGCAUGUUUAAAACUUCAAAGACAAACGAGAGAGAGAAAAAGAACUAUACUAAGGACAUAUAUUAUUCAAAUCUGUUUCUGACAAUUUCAGUGGUUUCUUGUUCGCAAAACAAAAACCUUCAAAAGAAGUUUUGACCGUCACAAAAUUUAAACCAUUAAACAGGCAAACCAAACAGCACACCGUAGCUAUAGUUGUUAUGUGACUUUUUUAAUUGAAGUAGGAUUCCUGUUCUUUCAGCAGGUGAGAAAAUAAAACACAGUUUAAAGUUCAAGGUUUUCAUUUUCAACUCAGAAGCACUCAAAAAAAGCAAAACGUGAACCUGGGCACUUGUUUAAUGAAUUCUUGUACCCAGCUUCCCUCCAGCUGGGUCUUAAUGUUGCACUUAUCAGCAACUGUCUCACUCUCCCCUGCUAAAAGGACAGAUAUGCUUGGUUUUACUAUUAUGUAAUCACAACUUACUUUCUGCUUGUAGUUGCUUAAAAUUAUGUAUUUUGUCUUGGGCUGCAAUUUGUUUUAUGCUUAUUUUAUUAUUACUGCAGUAGUUGACUUUGCUGUAUGGACAAAUAAAGUGAAAUUGCCCUAAUAAAACUUCUCUUUCUUAA
Elephantulus edwardii (Cape elephant shrew) is the source of this 4642-nucleotide messenger RNA. RefSeq names its product muscleblind-like splicing regulator 1 (gene MBNL1). The record is from RefSeq and is a predicted model, not a curated record. Lineage: Eukaryota; Metazoa; Chordata; Mammalia; Macroscelidea; Macroscelididae. Gene Ontology annotation, molecular function: metal ion binding. Bases 1 to 1200 code for a protein of 399 amino acids. The transcript has 10 exons.